Molecule: messenger RNA, 561 nt
Organism: Sodiomyces alkalinus F11
Lineage: Eukaryota; Fungi; Ascomycota; Sordariomycetes; Glomerellales; Plectosphaerellaceae
Exons: 3
Coding region: 1-366 (121 amino acids)
Source: RefSeq, a predicted model, not a curated record
AUGGCGGAGGCGCCUGUCAAUGGCAAUGCAUCCGACGAAGUGACGACUGUCAAGACUUCGAACACGCAACCUACGAGACGAACUGCCGAGACGCUUGCUGAGGGUGCUCAGCCUUCAGUCACUCUGACAGCCGAGGAGUCGCACCUGUCGCACGCUGACGCGGCCCCGAGAUCGAUCCCAAAAGAGCGGAACAAGAAGAAAACGAGAAGCGGCAACGACAUUGGCAUGGCAUUAUGGAAGCUGCUAGUGCAUCGGGAACAGGCAGCUAUGUUCAGGGACAGUGAGGUCUGCGGAGCAUGGUUCCCUGAGCGAGGUCCAAGGGUAGAAGACGAGGUCAUGGAGGCACGCAUCAAGGAGACGAAGUAGGUAGCCGGUGGGAUGGGCAGAUCAAUACCUGAGUAAAUGCAAAAAGCAGUUUGCGCGUAGAGUGCGGGCAAAACCCAUGCUCCAUAUGUAGGUACUCUCAGUUCCUCCAGUACAUGUCUUGUCCCAAUGAUUUCCAUGAACCCGAAAUGAGGGAAAGGAAAAGGGGAAACCGAACCUGCAGCAAGAGACAAAUGG